AUGGCGGAUGAGACAACUCAUUCAAUAAUGGUACAACACAAUGGAAGAUGGGACGCAUCAGGUAGAUACAUAAAUUUUGAAGUUGAAGGAAUAUUAUACGAUUCCAAAUCAAAGUUUAGUGGUUUGGUCACUGUGAUUGCUGCUCAACUAGGAAUAGAUACAACAAUUCAAGGAUUGGAGAUUAAAUACAUUGUUAGUGACAAAUGCCCGCCAAUGACCAUACACAACGAUAUGGGUGUCCAUGUAUAUUUAGAUCAAAAAAAGGAAAACAAAAACUUCUUCAGUAAGUAUCCUUUAUGCAUAACAUUGAGGGAUGUAGCUUUGGAUUUAAUUGAAAUCCAAGACGAUGGAGGUAGCAGUUCAAAUUCUAUAAAAUUCAUACCUUCACACAAUGGAAAAACUGAUCAGUUGAAUGCCAUAGUUCCCAGUGUUGAUUUUGUGGCUGUGGAAUGUGAACGAAAUGGAAUUAUAAGCGACAAUCGAUAUGAAUUUGUUGCUGAAAAACAGAUUUAUAAGGAUAAGGAAACAAUUGUUGCAGUUAUGAAGAACUACGCCUUUUCGAAACGAUUCCAAUUUCGGGUUAGAAGAUCUAGUUCUAAAAGCUAUUGUCUUGAGUGCCCUGCGGACGAUUGCCCUUGGAGUUUUAAAUCGUCAACUUUGAAUGAUUCAGGGCUUUUCAAAAUUAGAUCAUUUUGUGAACAACAUUCAUGCUCAUUAAAAGAAAGGAUUUAUUCAAGACGUCAAGCAACUACAACGGUUGUUGGAAUUAUGAUAAUGGAUAAGUAUGAAGAUCCAAAAAGAGUAUACACACCAAAGGAUACAACAACAGAUAUGAGAAAACAGCAUGGUUUAAUAAUGACUUACAUGCAAGCUUAUAGAGCCAAGGAAAAGGCAUUAAACAUGUUGCGAGGGGAUCCAACUGAAUCAUACAAUAAGUUACCGAGCUACUUUUACAUCCUGGAAAAGACUUAUCCGGGCUUAGUUGUUAGUUUGGAAAAAACAGCAGAAGACCGUUUCUUGUAUGCAUUUGUAGCAUUGGAACCUUGUAUUAGAGGAUGGGAGUAUUUUAGGCCUAUAGUAGUUGUUGACGGCACCCAUCUAAAAUCAACUUAUGAAGGAACUAUGCUAAUAGCAAGCACACUACAUCCUGGAGGUAGUAUACUGCCAUUAGCAUAUGCAAUAGUUGAUUCAGAGAACGAUGCAUCUUGGACAUGGUUCUUUGAGAGAUUUAGGAUAGCUUUUGGUGAAAGGGAGAAUAUGUGCAUUGUAUCAGAUAGACAUGAUAGUAUAUGGAAAACUUCUGCAUUAGUAUAUCCCGGGCUGACUCAUUAUGCAUGUAUUUGGCAUUUGUGGAAUAAUUUACUUAAGAAAUGCAGGGGAAAUAAAGAACAGGUCAGGAAACUAUACUUUGCAUUAACUAAGGCAUACACUCUUCAAGAAUUUAGUGAACUCAUGGGAAGGUUGGACACAAUAGAUAAGAAGUUGGGUGUAUACUUAUUUGAUAGUGGGUAUCAUAAAUGGUCUCGGGUACAUGCAACAGUGAAGAGAACAUGGACGUUGACUUCAAACAUUGCUGAAUCUAUAAACAACAGCAUUGUCAAAGCUAGAGAAUUUCCAAUCUGUAAGUUAAUGGAUUACAUGAGACAAUUGAUUGAAACUUGGAAUGAAAAACACAGUGAAGAAGGGAGAAAUACAUUCACUGAUCUUACUAAUGAGUACAAUAAAGCUUAUGAGGAUAACAAGGAAUUAUCACACCGUAUGACUGUAAGGGCUUCCACUGAAUUCCUACAUACAGUGACAGAUGGUAUGAAGAGAUUUAGUGUGUGUCUUCGAAGUAAGAUUUGUAGUUGUGGAAGGUUUCAACUUGAUGAGAUACCAUGUGGACAUGCUUUGGCUGCUAUAACGUACAGGCACCAACAUGGAGAGGACUACUGCUCUGCCUACUACAGCAAUAAAAAUUUCAAAGAUACAUAUGCCAUACCAGUGGAACCUCUUCCAUGCGAAAGUACAUGGGAGAUACCAUUUGAUGUGUUAGAACAAAUUGUUUUACCACCAAAUUCUAAAAGACCUCCAGGGAGACCAUCGUUGAAGAGAAUGAAACCGUUUUAUGAGGUGAAAUUUAAGAGGGCAAAAAUGACAUGUAGCAAGUGUGGCAUAGAGGGGCACAACAAGAAGACAUGUAGCAAUGUGACCAAAUGA
Molecule: messenger RNA, 2199 nt
Organism: Lycium barbarum (goji berry)
Lineage: Eukaryota; Viridiplantae; Streptophyta; Magnoliopsida; Solanales; Solanaceae
Exons: 5
Coding region: 1-2199 (732 amino acids)
Molecular function (GO): zinc ion binding
Source: RefSeq, a predicted model, not a curated record